AUGAAAGUGUUCUGGAACAGUUCUUAUCUCGAGAAAUUUAACUUCAUAGGCAUGUGUAUGUAGGUAAAUAAAGGUUUCUGUUGAUUGAAUAACACUGAGACAAUUAGUGGAGAUAUUCUGGACUGUACAUAGACUUAACACGUUAAGAGCGUGUUAACAGUGCUGCAAGCUAGAAUGAAAGCACUGGUCAUCUUAACGUUCCUAGCACUGGCAGGCGCCUCCAACGUCACCAUCAUGUCCCAUUGGUCCGGCGGAUUCCAAGGCCAAGCAUGCAUCCCAAUCUCCAAGGAGCUGGACGGCUGGAAAGCCCACCUCAAGUUUAGCGAGGACGUGGAGAGGCUGGAGGUGUGGGCCGCCACGGCCACCAAGCUGAACGGGCGGGAGUACCUCCUGGUGAACAAGGACUACGACGCCCAGCAGCACGUGGGCGCCGACCUGUGCUUCGGCUUCAUGGGGUACGGGUCAGGAGACGUCGUGCCGGAAACCACCAUCUACAUCGAGGGAAUGGACGGGCCGUACGGGGACGGGGGCACCAGCCAGCAAACCACUCCGGUCCCUCACACCAAUGGGGGAACUCCUAGCAAGAACUACGAAGACGCCUUAGCCAAAUCGAUCCUGUUUUAUGAUGCUCAAAGGUCAGGUAAACUUCCUGCUAACAAUCCCAUCAAGUGGAGGGGCGACUCAGCGGUCAAUGACUGUGUCCCAGGGGGCUGGUACGACGCCGGAGAUCAUGUCAAGUUCGGGCUCCCUCUGGCCUCUUCAACUACACUUCUGCUCUGGGGAUUUGUCAGUUUCAAGGAUGGCUACGUAAAAGCCGGACAACUGGACGCCAUGUACGACAUGAUCAAGUGGCCCCUGGACUACUACUUGAGAGGCUGGAAUCCUCAGACCAAGCAGCUCAUCGCCCAGGUCGGUGACGGGAAUGUGGAUCACAAGUUCUGGGGGCGGCCUGAGGACAUGACGAUGGCCAGGCCUUGUCAGUGGAUCAGUGCGACUAACAAGGGAAGUGACAUAGCCGGGGAGACUGCCGCCUCGUUGGCACUGGGGGCCAUAGCCUUCAAGGAGAAAGAUCCACAGUACAGCGCCCAGCUACUCACAGCUGCAGAGAGCCUCUAUGCAUUUGCUAAGGCCAACAGGGGCGUAUUCGCCGGUGCCUCUCAGUUUUACUCCUCUGCCAGAGACAUAGACGAGCUCUGUGAGGCCAGUAUGUGGCUGUACAGGGCCACCAACAACAAACAAUAUCUGGAGGAGGCCAAAACGUACGUGGAAGUGGCCUGGGGCUGGGCACUCAGCUGGGAGGACAAGAAAGUGUCCUGCCAACUUCUCCUCUACGAAGACACACAGAACAGUUCCUAUAAAGAUGCCGUAGUUGGCUUCUUGCACGGAUGGUUGCCAGGUGGUAGUACCGUUUACACGCCUUGCGGACUUGCCUGGAGGGAUAUGUGGGGUGCUAAUAGGUACGCUGGCAACACAGCCCUGUACGCCCUGCUGACUGCCGAGGCUGGAAUCAGCUCCAGGACAUAUCGGGCCUGGGCUAUUGAGCAGAUCAACUACAUGCUAGGGGACAACAAGCACGCCGGAGGCUGCUACAGUUUUCAAAUUGGCUACGGCUCCAAGUACCCAUUGCAGCCUCACCACAGGGCAGCGUCUUGCCCAGACAGGCCGGCACCCUGCUCGCAUGACCAGCUCAACGCCCCAGGCCCAAGCCCUCAGGUGCUGGUGGGUGCCUUGGUAGGGGGCCCAGAGGCGUCCGACUUGUACGAGGACUUGAGAACAGAUUAUGUCCACAACGAGGUCGCCACGGACUAUAACUCUGGAUUUCAAGGGGCACUUGCAGGGAUUGUUCAUUUAAUAUUGACGGAUAAUUUCCCUGCCACGCAAAAUAAAUGCCCAUGUUCAGCUUCGUAAUAAACAUUUCAGUCCAGUGUCAA
Molecule: messenger RNA, 1931 nt
Organism: Biomphalaria glabrata
Lineage: Eukaryota; Metazoa; Mollusca; Gastropoda; Planorbidae
Product: endoglucanase E-4-like
Exons: 8
Coding region: 175-1908 (577 amino acids)
Biological process (GO): carbohydrate metabolic process
Molecular function (GO): polysaccharide binding; hydrolase activity, hydrolyzing O-glycosyl compounds
Source: RefSeq, a predicted model, not a curated record